UAGCUGAGCUAUGUGUUGUCAAAAUAGAACCUGAAUUAAUAUAACAAAUAAAAUUAUUACAUAAAUUAUUUUAAAUAGUACUGUAUGAAUCCUAUUUGUAACAUGCAUAAAAGCAGUGAUAGUGCUAGUUUAUAAAUUCUCCUCUUGGGCUUUCAAUCACUUAGUUGUGUAGUGUCGCCUAGCAAAAACCAUUUUCGGUAAUGAUUAUGAUGUUUAGUUGAAAUGGAUAAUACUUGGCACUCAGAAUGGGUACUAGAUGGACCUAUUGAUCAGGAAAAUGCGUCCACUUGCUUUAAAAAAACUAUUACAUGCUAUAGAUAUGAAGGCAACGCUGUGGACAGUCCUAGCAUGUCCAAAGAUGACUCCCUGGAAAGUUGUACAGGAGAACAUGCCGAGAAAGGUGAUGCUAACAUAGCAAAACCUACAUUUAAAAGCAUAUUGCAGGCCAAAAAAAGAUUACAAGCCUUUUCAGUCACUAAGCAGUUGAAAAGAAAUUCUAAAGAUGAAAAGACUGAAGAUUUAGACAAGUCUGACAAAAUGUUACCAAAAAAGUCAAAGAAAGCAUUGUAUCCAUUGGAUAAGGCACAAGCUGUGGUUCAGGAAAUUGAGGAAAUAAAGCAGAAGGAAGCACAAGAGGCUCAACAAGAGAAGAAAAAAAUUGACGCUAUUAUGGCAGUAGCUUAUAAAACUUUGGCUUUAAAAGAAGCCCUUCGAGUAAGGUCCAGAUCUCCAUCUUCAGAACGGGAGCAACAAUUCAAAAAGAGAGAAAUAAAGAGCCGUAAUUACAGACGUUCCGAUUCAUUCAAGCGGCGGUCUGUAUCUCCAGAUAAUUACUCCAGAAAAGCUGGGAAACUGGUGUAUCCAAGAAAUUGGACGGAAUAUAAAGAGAAUGGCAUGACAUUUGUUAAAGACGAGGAAUUGAAAUCUAAAAUUUUUCCUAAAAUAAAACUUAACGCUCACGAAUUGAUAGCAAAGGUUUUAACAUUCGACGGCCCGUCCCCUCUCAUAGAGUCUUUUAAAAGUCUUACUUCAGAAGAGAAAAUUGAAAACAUACCGAUGUCCUUUUUGCGGAUUACAAGAAGUAAACCGACGCUUACAUAUAGUGUAAAUAGCAGGAAGAACAGAGACAGCUUCGUGACCAGAAAACAGCUGUUUCAUGUAAUACCCAGAGACCGUAGAAAUGCCAUAGAAAAAUUAAUCAAUUCCGCAUCGUCAAGGUCUCAGUUUCAGAGUAGGACUUUAACAAGUCGUCUUUGGUACAGCAAAUCAUGGAAAAGAUCGGCAGAUGCAGAAUGUAAAAUAUUAGAAAAUUCUGUAGGACUGUCAUUCCUUCAAACUUAUUCUGAUGAAGAAGAAGAAAACGAUUUUGAGGAAAUUGUGAACUUUAGCAACACAAAAGAAAAUGAGGCAAUUCCAGAACUCGAAGCACCAAUAAAAGAAGCAACUUUAAACCAUCACAGCGGGGAAACGGAAUUCUCUGCUGCCAAUUCGGAUAACACCAGGAGGGAAUUGGAGGAGAGGGACACUCUAACACCCGAGGAGAAGCCUGGUGUACUGGAAAACAAGCAAAAGGAAGAAAUAUUGGAAGAAGUUAAAGUUCACCAAAAAGAAGAAGAGCAGAGAAAAAAACGCAAAAAAGAAAGGUCUGAGGAAAAUAAAAAAUGUUUGAAAGAAAAAGGGGAAACUGUUGAAAAGACUGUAAGACACAGCGACAAUGUAAAAUCGGAAGAGACGAAAAAGAUGCAGAAGGAGAAUAUUCUGGAAGAGAUAAAAAAGAAAGAAAAGGAUGAGCUGAGCGAAACUAGAAAGGCUAUCAAGGAACUAGAAGAGGAAUUAGAGAGGAGAAAGGCAAUCAGAAUAGAGGAAGAGAAGGUGACGAAGAAAAAGAAGAAAAGGAAAUCAAAAAGGAAAGGGACAAGUUCAGAAUUUGAGGAAGAAGAGAAACCAGUUAAGAAAAAGAGAAAAAGAGUAAACCCAAAGAAAAACAAACACAGCACGGAGAGUGAUGUAAGCAGUUCCGAAUAUGAUAAAACUAAAAAAUUCAAGAGGAAAAGUAAACGUAGGAAGCACAAGAUUACAAAGAAGAAAAAUAAAGCAAAGAAAAUGAAACCACCCACAAAGGAAGACACGAUAAAGAAGACAGAAGAGAACGAAGGUAGCGAUAGUGAUGAGAGAAAAAAGAAAAAAUCCGAAAUUGAAGUCGAUUGCGAGAUGGCUAGCGCAGGGACCGGGAAAACCAAGAAGAAAAUAAGGGGUAAGAGCAACGAAAAUUUAAACCUUGAAGAGUCACAGGUUAAAAAGAAAAAACCUCCGAGGCAAGACGAUGAGGACAGUAAGAUGAAAACAGGUAGUUGCGAUUUUCUUGAAGAGAUUCAGCUACUUGAUGAUUUGGGAAGAUCCGAAGAAAUAGGAACAGACAGGAGGGGCAGUACUAAACCGAGAUGGAAUAGUAGAGAACAUACGGAUAAGCAUGAAGGGGACAGCGAUGUGUGGAGCGAUAGAAGACAGAAAGAUUCAAGGAAUUCUAGGAACAACAGCGAAACUUCCACAAAAUCCUACGAUUGCUUGAAGAAACAGAGAGAUGUGGAAACGAACGAUGACAGGAAACGUCCCGAGAAACCGAAAGACAAGUAUAGGUACGAGGAAGAACAACUAUACUACAAAAUGGAAACGGAGCAGGAGAGAAAAUCAACCAAACAAUUAGCAAAAAAUGAUAAGUGCGAGGCCGGCGACAAAGCCGCUAGCAAAAACAGAAGAAGUAGUGAAGAUGUAGAGAAGAAAAUCGUGCCCAGAGAAAGGGAGGAAUCUAGAGAUAGACGACACGGCACGAAGUCCGAGACGCAGCAGGAAAGUAAACGCAAAUUAGGAUCCCUUUCUACAAGAAAUGAACCGGACUGGAAAAAUUUGAAAAAUAAACGAACUCGGUACAGACAUAAGGACUAUGACAAAUCGGUGGAGAUUUUCCCUAACGAAUUCGAGGGUUUUCCGCUCGAGGAGGAUCUGUACUUUCCUAAAGAAACAAAUAAAGACAGCGGGAGAUCCAAGGAUGGCGGUAAGUGCGAAAUUGGCACCCCCGACACCGAGGAGUACCGGGAGAAUUGGGAAAAAGACUCUUAUCCGAUUUGGGAAAGUGAUGAGGAUGCGCCGAUAAAAGCGAGAGAGAAAUUGAACAGUUCUUGGGAGAGCGACGAGGAAAUCUUCGAGAGAGGUCAUCAAAUUACGGAGAAGUCUCGCCCUUUGGGUGACACCCUCACCCUCGACCUGGAAAUACCACUGAACAUCAAACCGUUCAAGAGGAGGGAGGUUAUCGAUCCCGACGCAGAACUGCGGUUGCUAAAGAGGCAAAGUUUGUCACUUAGCGAGGAACGGAGGAGACUGGAGAUCGAGAAACUGAGGGUGAAGGAAUUGGAACUUGAGGUUGUAAAGGAAGUGAAGGGCAAGGUGAGGGCGGAUAAGAAACCCAAGCGAAGGCGAAGUAAGGACAAAGAAACCGAAGAAAGAGAAAGUAUGGACAAGAAAAGAGACGCAGUCAUAAAUGAUUGCCUCGAAAAUGAAGCGGUGGCACGCAAAAAGGGAAGAUGGGAUAAAAGGAAUUCUUCGCCCAAGAUGCCCAUCCCAAAUCUGGAGUUAAUCCAUAAGAUAAAGAAAGAAGUAAUAGAUGACGAGGACAGUUCCACAAACGUUUCUAGUUCCACUUCGAUUAAUAACUCUGCAAUUUUAGAAAACGAAUACGAAGAGUUUAUGAAGGCAUUGACUUCUUCUCCAAAAAAACCUCAGAUCAAAAAUAAAACGAAGAAGGAGGAAUACAUCUCUGACACGCCCCGUUGCUUAACUCCAUUGUCCGGAUGUGUCAAGACGUGUGCUACCGCGACACCUGCAGAUAUUGAGAGUUCCGUUAAAGCGCAAGUCACAAAGAAUGUUUCAGACGAGGUGGGUGAGCAUGUGCCCAUCAUCCCCACACAACACGCGCCACAAAUCGUGACUAUUCUGCCUAAAGAUAUCCCUUUAAUCCCUAUGCCCUUGCCCAAGGAGAUCAAACCUGUGCCGGUUCCCUCGCCCCAGAUAGAAAUCGACAAAAUUCCGAAACCGUUGAUUAACCUCAGUUUGUCCGCCAACAUAACAUUGGAUAUCGCUCCGAAAUUCACUACGCCGCCUGUGGCCUCCCCCGCUACUGCCGCAAAUGCCCUUCAGGCAUUGGCAACACACUCACCGAUUGUACAAACACUCGGGAAAAUCGCUUCGGAGAAAGACUCUGCCUCUCCUUCGGCGGAUACUAGUUUGGAUAGUUUUAAGGAGCAAGUCAACGAAAAAAGUGAGGUGGAAAAAUCGACAAGUAAACCAUUCGUGUUCACCAGCAUGGUACUGCCCAGCAAGCGACUUCUGAACAAUUCUAACCUUAACUUGGGCGAUUCGGAUGAUGACGAGAAGCUCGUGAAGCCAUUGAAAAAACUCGAGGAUAUUAUGGAGGAGAGCAAAAGCGAUGGCACUAAGAUGUCUUCUGAUAAAGAUAAAAUGGAUACGGAAGCGGAGAAGGCCGAAGUAGAUACGGAUAAAGGCAAAGAGGCCGCUAAGGAUACCAGGAAACACGAGAAGAAAGAGCAGGCUCGUUCUAGGACCCCUCAAGACAAAGAGGGUAGAAGGAAAAGAAGUCCUGACAGGCACGUGAGGAGAGACGGGUCCCCUAGGAGGUUUUCACGUGGUAAACGGGAAAUUUCACCUAGAAGAAGAAGCAGGGACUCGCCUAGGCGUAGAGGUCACUCUCCUAAGAGGCAUUCACCAAGGAGGAGGUCUCCAUUGAAACGGAGGUCUCCAGGCAAAAGGAGGCACUCUCCCAGAAGCCCUUCUCCUAAAACUAGAAGACGAAGCAGCAUCUCCCCCAGACAAAAAUCUUCGCCUAGAAGAAGCCCUUCGCCAAAAUUCAGACCGAGCUCUCCCAAGAAGGCUAAAUCGAAAUCACCCGAGAGACACUCUUUCAAGUCUCUGUCAGAACGAUCGGUCACAAAAUCGAAUAAACCCAAAUCUCCAGUCACAUCACCUUUGGAAGGCUUAAAACGCAGUGUCGCAGACUCCACUAUAUCGGACGAUCUGCUACCUCAACCCAGUAUGAACAUUGAAGAAUUCACCCAUUCACCCGUCACGCAGUUCUACGAUAGAACACUAAAAACUUUGGAGUCUCCCAAGAGGGAAUCGUUGGACGUGCGAAUCGACCAGGUCCUGGGAUUGGCAAACGAGCAACCACAGCCCAUCCCCACCACUUACUCUAACUACAAUUAUAAUCAGUUCGCUCAAUUCAACAAAGUGGCGGAACCUAAGAGCAAUCUGGUAUCCAUUCAGCAAACUUUCGGUAAAAUCACCACGCAGCAAUCGAAGAGUAACUUUGUGCAAGUGGGGAAUAUGGUGCAGAUCUUGCCUACGGAAGAUAUGACGAUGAUUCAGGCAGACAAGACGUCCUCUUGUCACAUAUCUACCAUACAUUCCGACCUCCCGCCAGUCCCGAAGCCUGUGGUUAAGAAUGAAAAAUCUCAAAUUGUUCAGGUUGGUAAUAUGCUGCAAAUCGUGCCGGCCGAUCUACCGCUCGAGCCCCCUCUCCCCGCUGAGCCCAAAUCGGAGGUUGAGGAGCAGACUGCGCCUGCCUCCAGCCCCCCCCUUGUUUUUUAUGAGAAACAAUCGGCCGAAUCUACCAUGAGACUGAAGGUAGCCGAGCGCAGAGAAGAGAGAGAGAAGAGGAGACAGGAGAGGGAGAAGCGACGGAAAGAGAAAGAGAAGAGGAGAAAGGAGAAGGAGAAACAGAGGCAGCUGAGACUGAAACAGAGGACAGAGAAUAUGAUUAAGAGAGCCCUUGAACUGGAAGCGGAAGGUCUGGAAGAGGAACGUGAUGAGAGUAUCGUAAAUGAAGCUCCAACUCAGUGGCCGCCUCUGCCGGCGCUUGUCUCUUCCCUUCCUUAUAAGGAGGCGGGCAAGGGUAUUCUGGUGAGGGCGAGUGUCAAGGGUGACUUGUCGCGAGUGGAGAGAAGGAAGGUGGUGCAAUUCGCCGACGGGGUGAGACCCGGGGAGGGGACGUCCCCCUCGGGAGGAGAGGAGCUGUCAUCGCCGCCACCCAGGAAGAAGCUGCCCAAAGAAAAGCGCUACAAGAAGACAAAAUUGCAGAAGAAGAACCAAAAGAAGAAGGUCAAGGUAAAGAUAAUAAAGAAACGCCCCGAAACAGAGGAAUCGGACGAAGAUGACGGCCUCCCGCCUCCUUCGCCCCCGCCAGGCUCCCCCCCACCCCACAUCUUCCCCCCCAGAAUGAAACCCCAACCACAGCCGGCUAUAAAUAACAUCCAGCCUUAUCUGCCCAACGUAGUAUCUAUCCAGACGAGUCACAGUCACCAGCAAUUGUUCCGGUCGCCGCAGCUGAACCUCAUCAUGCACCCCCACCACGGACCGCCGCCUCCGCCGCACCACCACGUACCUCCUCCGCCGCCCCACCAUCACGGGCCACCUCUUCCGCCCGGGCCGCCCCAUUUCCAUCAUGGGCCACCGCCGCCGCCGCCGCAUCACCAUGGACCACCGCCGCCCCCACCGCAUCACCAUGGACCCCCGCCGCCACCAGGAUUGGGCAGGCCAAGGCUUCCACCCUUUUUCCCACUUAGACCUAGACCUCACCAUCAUCAUGGUCCUCCUCCGCCUUUUCACCGUUAGCAUCCGAAACCGUACAAUCCUUAAAAAAAACCUUAUAUGUGAAAGGGCUACAGGAUUUCUGUAUAUAUAAUUAUUAUGUGUAUACUCUCUUUCACUAAAUUAAGGAAUAGGCAUAUAUUUUCUUUUUGUAUUGUUCGAGGAAGAUCCGUGUUGGAUUUUAUAGUUUUUUUUUAUGUAUGGAAAUGUGUAUAAAUAAAAUGUUUUUUUUUUUACUUAA
Messenger RNA from Anoplophora glabripennis (Asian longhorned beetle), 6898 nucleotides. Its product is annotated as titin-like. The coding region runs from base 223 to 6681 and encodes 2152 amino acids. The record is from RefSeq and is a predicted model, not a curated record. Lineage: Eukaryota; Metazoa; Arthropoda; Insecta; Coleoptera; Cerambycidae. The transcript is spliced from 11 exons.